Molecule: messenger RNA, 1434 nt
Organism: Cladophialophora psammophila CBS 110553
Lineage: Eukaryota; Fungi; Ascomycota; Eurotiomycetes; Chaetothyriales; Herpotrichiellaceae
Exons: 2
Coding region: 1-1434 (477 amino acids)
Molecular function (GO): O-methyltransferase activity
Source: RefSeq, a predicted model, not a curated record
AUGUUAGCCCCCAAGGAAGAAGACCUUGAGAAGCUAGCAGAGACAUGCCUCUCCACGGCCAGGCAGAUCAAACAGUAUCUAUCCGCCACCAACCACCCACAGCCCAGUUUCGACGAGAAUGGACCCUCUUCCUUUCCCGCCGCGACCCCGGAGAUCCAGCAGAUCAGGCUCGAGCUUCGCACGGCAGCCAGGCGCCUGUAUGACCUUGCCUCGGGGCCAGAUGAUGUUUUGACAUGGCAUCUCUAUCACUGCAACCACGAUCUGAACGCCUUCCGCUACGUGUACAGAUACAACGUGGCCUCGGGCGUGCCCUUGGACGGCACAAUCAGCUACGCAGACCUCGCGGUCAAGUUGGGGCUGGAUGCCUCGCAGCUCAAGCAAAUGCUGCGACAGCUGAUGGCGAUCCACGUCUUCACGGAGCCGCAGCCGGGACACGUCGGGCACACGGCGUCGUCACGCCUGCUGGCCACACACGCGGGCAUCGCGACCUUUACGGGCUUUUUGGCCGAGGACACGUUCCCCCUGUGCGCGGUGCAGGUCGAAGCGCUGGAGAAAUGGGGCCACGGGCGCCCAGAGCCCUCGCGCACGGCGCUCAGCUACUACUACGACACCGACCUGCCGUGCCACGACUACUACGAGACCAACCCAGCUGUGCGCGAGCGCUUUGGCCGUCUGAUGACGCACCUGACGGCGAACCCGCUCAUGGCCAACAGCCACGUAUCGCGCGGGUACGACUGGGGGGGCUUGCCGCGGGACAGCGUCGUGGUCGACGUGGCGGGAAACGCAGGACACUGCGCGAUCCCCAUCGCCGAAGCCACGGACCCGAGCGUGCGCAUCGUCGUGCAGGACCUGCCCAAGGUGGUGGCCUCUGCGCGCGACCCGGCGACCAGCGUGAUUCCCAUGCCCCUGCGCCCGAGAUUCGACUUCAUGGCCCACGACUACUUCAUGCCGCAGCCCGUGAAGGGCGCGGCAGUCUACUUCCUGCGCAUGAUCAUCCACAACCACAGCGACGCCCUGGCCGUCAGGGUCCUGCAACAGAUCGUCCCCGCCAUGGGCCCAGACUCGCGCAUCCUCAUCAUGGACCAGGUCAUGCCCCCCGCCGCGGGGCUGCUGCCCGAGCCGCUCGAGCGCAUCAAGCGCUCCCAGGACCUGCAGAUGAUGUUGUUGCUCAACGCCAAGGAGCGCGACGAGGCCGAGUGGGCGGACUUGUUCGCAAAGGCCGGCGAGGGUUUGGUACAGGACGUCUUUGCCGCCGCCGGAGACGAAGCCGCCGGGAAAGGGAAGACGUUGGGCAUUGUCGCUAUACGGACCCCGCCGGGCAGCAUGAUGAGUUUGAUUGAGGUCGGCUUCGUCGAUGGUGCCAGUGUCAAUGGCGCGGAGGCUGGCAACACGGAACGCAUUGCGGAUGCAAGUCCUGACGCUGGGCACAGUUGA